Molecule: messenger RNA, 1044 nt
Organism: Cladophialophora carrionii CBS 160.54
Lineage: Eukaryota; Fungi; Ascomycota; Eurotiomycetes; Chaetothyriales; Herpotrichiellaceae
Exons: 1
Coding region: 1-1044 (347 amino acids)
Source: RefSeq, a predicted model, not a curated record
AUGACGAUACGAAAGCAGGCGGACGACCUCCACUCGGCCCUUGCACGAGCUUGGGCAACCAAUUGCCACUCCAAGCACGAGGCGAAGCUCUUUUUGGAGGACCGGGUUGAGCAAUCAAGCCUAAGUCGCAGGCAGCAACAUACCCUUCCAAUCCAGGUCCUUCAAUGUGUUUUUACCGGGAGCAGUGCACAAGGGCAAGGCUUCUGGCACGAAUCGAGGGUCCAGAUAUUUGACGACACACAGUCGAGUCUCCCAGCUUCUGCCGUCAGCCCAAGCGGAUUCCGUAUCACCAUCAAUGCUCCCCGAGCCAGCACAUCGUCAAGGACCCAGGAUAUCGGGACUAUUUGCUCCGCGAUCGAAAAGGGCGAAGUUGAUCAACAACAUAUUGCCUUCAGUCUGACAAGUGGCUGCAGGACCGAAGUGGACGGCGGUUGUCAAGAUGCAUUUACAACCUCCCAAGCAAAAGAGACAGUUGGACUCAAAGACUUGUUAUUGUCAACUUCACAAGGUUCUGGCGGACUACUCAGAAGCGCUUGGGAUGUCAAGAUCUUGCUCGCCUUGAAUUUGGCUUCUAGCUUCCUACAACUGCUUCGGACACCCUGGAUUGCACCGGCGCUCUCAAAGGAUACAGUGACGCUUCUCCGGGCUUCAGAUGGAGAUGCCGAGAUCAGUAAGCCUCUCCUGUCGGUCUCAUUCGAGGCUCUACCGAAUAGUCCAGCGGCAAGCACAACCAAGUUCGAAUUAAAGGAGUCACUUGUCGAGCUGGGCAUCAUGCUGUUAAAAUCUGGCACGGGAAGACCUUUGAGGAGAGAUUCGGCCUCGGGUCCCGGCCCUUUGCGUCCAUUUGAGCGUCAAGGCUACGCGCUCGAGUGGCUCGGAAGCAUUCUCGAGACCUUGCCACCAUCAUACCACAGGGCUGUUUCUCAUUGCUUCACAGGGGCAACGACAGCGUCUCCGCCCCCGAAAGGCUGGGUUGACAUGAGUUUAUGGGAGAAUAUGUGUGGAAAUGUGAUUGUGCUACUUGCAAAAUUGGUCCUCACUUGA